AUGGCUGAUUCAGGAUCGCCGGAGCGAGUGCUCAUUGCCUUCCACCAGGAGAUGCCAGCAUCGAUGGAAGAGCAUAUCCGAAGCAAAUUUUCCAAUGCCGAGGUCACAAUUCAUAUAGCCCUGCCGGGCGUUCCUAUACCAGCUGAGGUCUACCAAAAUGCCACCAUCCUGGUCACUUUCAUCCACCUUCCAGAACUCAAGGAUGCAAAGAACAUCAAACUAAUCCACACGCUCUCCGCGGGUCUGGAUCACCUGUUGUACCACCCAAUCCUGCGGGACACUCAGAUCCCAAUCAGUACAAGCUCAGGCAUCCACGGUCCCCCAAUCGCAGAAUGGACCGUGAUGAACUGGCUAGUUUCAUCACGUAAAUACACCCAGUCAUACGAGGCGCAGAAAGCACAUGUAUGGGAAAAGCAGGUUGCGUACAUGCAAGGUAUGCAUGACCAGGUGGGCAAGAAAGUGGGUAUUCUAGGUUAUGGAAGUAUCGGACGUCAAAUCGCUCGCGUCUCCCAAGCAUUGGGCAUGACCGUGCACGCAUACACGGCCUCCCCACGUGAAACACCAGAGUCCCGCCGCGACACCGGGUACAUUGUGCCAGGCACCGGCGACCCAGAUGGAUCGAUCCCGGCAUCGUGGCACCAUGGCUUAGACCGGGAAUCCGUUCGCUCGUUCCUGGCUCUCGGGCUGGAUCAUCUAGUCAUCUCGCUGCCGCUGACUCCGCAAACCACGGGUCUUCUAGGUGCCGAGGAAUUUGCCAUCUUGUCUGAGAACUGCCACCACCAUGCGACCAAGCCUUAUCUGACUAAUAUCUCGCGCGGCAAAGUCAUUGAUCAGAAGGCGUUGAUUGAGGCCCUUAACUCGGGGAUGUUGGGUGGUGCUGCUCUCGAUGUUACUGAUCCUGAACCGCUUCCUGCUGACGAUGCGCUUUGGGAUACGCCGAAGGUGCAGAUUAGUCCGCAUAUCAGUUCGCUGGGAAUGGAGUAUUUCCCGCGCUCGCUUGAUAUCCUGAAGCUUAACAUGGGGCGGAUGACUAAGGGGGAGCCGUUGGUCAAUGCUUAUUAUCGGGGGAAGGGGUAUUAG
Messenger RNA from Penicillium bovifimosum, 1080 nucleotides. RefSeq names its product D-isomer specific 2-hydroxyacid dehydrogenase family protein. The transcript has 4 exons. The coding region runs from base 1 to 1080 and encodes 359 amino acids. The record is from RefSeq and is a predicted model, not a curated record. Gene Ontology annotation, molecular function: NAD binding. Lineage: Eukaryota; Fungi; Ascomycota; Eurotiomycetes; Eurotiales; Aspergillaceae.